AUGCAGCCAGGAUCAAAACUCAUAGACGGCACUUCGCCAUGCCGCCACGAGCGUUUCUAUUUCGACGAUGGCAACGUUACCUUCCGUGUCGAGGACACACUCUUCAAAGUCCAUCGCUAUUUCCUUCAGCGCGACUCGCCGGUUUUCAAGGAUAUGUUCUCGCUUCCGACGGGUACCGCGCCGGUGCACGGCUCAUCCGACGACCUCCCAAUCGAUCUACAAACGAUAAAGGCCUUAGACUUCGAACGCUUUCUAUCUUUCCUCUAUGCCACGGAUUACAUCACCCGUGAUAUACAGACCCCCGAGGAGUGCGAAUCGGUUUUGAAGCUUUCGAAGCUUUGGCAAAUCGAGAAUAUCCAACCACUCAUUGCAAUUUGUCUACGUGCCAAUUCACCCCUCGCCAACCAGAUCGCGUUGGCACAUAGAUACAAUCUCAGCACCAUUUUGCUGGACGCUGUGGUGGACAUCAGUUUGCGUCAAGAGAAGCUAACGGCGGAUGAAAUUCGCUGUAUGGAAUCACCGGAGAUCAUUGCAGCUGUCGUCACACUGCGCGAGUACCAAAAGGAGGACAAGGAGAGCAAUCGCUUUGCUAGGAUAGACCCAAAGCGGAGCGCACAACGGGUGCUCACAGCAUGUGAAGCUCAUAACUGUCUUAUGUGUAAGGAAACGCUUUGCCGGCAGGCGAGGGCCCCUCGUCGUUUUAUCGACCAAUUUUGA
This is a messenger RNA of Postia placenta MAD-698-R-SB12, 717 nucleotides long. RefSeq lists its product as hypothetical. The record is from RefSeq and is a predicted model, not a curated record. Gene Ontology annotation, molecular function: protein binding. The transcript has 3 exons. Lineage: Eukaryota; Fungi; Basidiomycota; Agaricomycetes; Polyporales; Adustoporiaceae. The coding region runs from base 1 to 717 and encodes 238 amino acids.